Alligator sinensis (Chinese alligator) is the source of this 4393-nucleotide messenger RNA. RefSeq names its product MAP7 domain containing 1 (gene MAP7D1). The record is from RefSeq and is a predicted model, not a curated record. Gene Ontology annotation, cellular component: microtubule cytoskeleton; plant-type cell wall. Gene Ontology annotation, molecular function: xylan 1,4-beta-xylosidase activity; alpha-L-arabinofuranosidase activity. Lineage: Eukaryota; Metazoa; Chordata; Crocodylia; Alligatoridae. Gene Ontology annotation, biological process: arabinan catabolic process; microtubule cytoskeleton organization; xylan catabolic process.
UAGCUGCGGCCCAGCCUGGGCAGGGGCGGCCCCGCUCGGCGCCACCCGACAGGGCCCGUUUCUCUCCCUCUGUCCAGCCCGUGAUCUGUCCGGGGUCCCGUGAGCAUGGCCCAGCCCCGCGCCGCGGCCCUGCUCCUCUGGGUGGGCCUGGGCCUGGGCCUGGGGCAGCAGUUCCCCUUCCAGGACCCUUCCCUGCCUUGGGACCAGCGGCUGGACGACCUCGUGGGCCGGCUGAGCCUGGAGGAGAUGGUGCUGCAGAUGGCAAGAGGUGGUGCUGGGGGCAACGGGCCAGCACCGGGCAUCGAGCGGCUGGGCAUCCAGCCCUACAACUGGAACACGGAGUGCCUGCGGGGCGAUGGGGAGGCCCCCGGCUGGGCCACUGCCUUCCCCCAGGCCCUGGGGCUGGCCGCCUCCUUCAGCCCGGAGCUGAUCUACCGUGUGGCCAAUGCCACAGCCACUGAGGUGAGAGCCAAGCACACCCAUUUCAUGGCCAUGGGCAAAUACAGUGACCACACAGGCCUCAGCUGCUUCAGCCCCGUGCUCAACAUCAUGCGUCACCCGCUCUGGGGCCGCAACCAGGAGACAUACGGGGAGGACCCAUUCCUGAGUGCAGAGUUGGGGGCAAGUUUUGUGCAGGGGCUGCAGGGCCCCCACCCACGGUACAUCAAGGCAAGCGCAGGCUGCAAGCACUUCAGCGUGCAUGGGGGGCCUGAGAACUUGCCUGUGUCCCGCUACAGCUUUGACGCCAAGGUGGGGGAGCUGGACUGGAGAACAACCUUUCUGCCCCAGUUCGAGGCCUGUGUCCGUGCCGGCUCCUACAGCUUCAUGUGCAGCUACAACAGGAUCAACGGGGUACCGGCCUGUGCCCAUGAGCAGCUGCUGAUGGGGAUCCUGCGUGAGGAGUGGGGCUUCCAGGGCUAUGUGGUGAGCGACGAGGGUGCCGUGGAGCUGAUCCUGCUGGGGCACCACUACACACACAGCUUCCUGGAGACGGCUGUCGCCGCAGUGAAUGCUGGCCUCAACCUGGAGCUGUCCUACGGCCUGCGGAAGAACAUCUUCACCCUCAUACCAGAGGCCGUGGCCCAGGGCAACAUCACCAUGGAGACAGUGAAGGCGCGAGUGCGGCCACUCUUCUACACACGUCUGCGGCUGGGGGAGUUUGACCCACCUGAGAUGAACCCAUACCAUGCACUGGGCAUGGACACCGUGCAGAGCCCAGCCCACCAGGCCCUGGCACUGGAGGCUGCCAUCAAGACCCUGGUGCUGCUGAAGAAUGUGGAGGACACGCUGCCCCUGCGGGCCCAGGACCUGGCAGGCGGGCGCAUUGCUGUGGUCGGCCCCUUCGCUGACAGCCCCCAUGUCCUGUUUGGGGACUAUGCGCCCGUCCCAGACCCCCGGUACAUCGUCACUCCCAGCUGCCGGACGCCCCGUCAUCCUGCUGCUCUUCAACGCCGGGCCCUUGGAUGUGAGCUGGGCCCAGACCCACCCCAGUGUGCACGCCAUCCUUGCCUGCUUCUUUCCAGCACAGGCAGCUGGCACUGCUGUCACCAAGGUGCUGCUGGGCCAGGAUGGGGCCAACCCGGCAGGGCGGCUCCCAGCCACAUGGCCAGCUGGCAUGCACCAGGUAGUGCAGCUGUACCUGCGCUGGGGCCGCCCGUCCGUGCCGGCACCGCGCUGGCAGCUGCUGAAGCCAGGACCCCAGCUAGAGACGUCGUGUGCCCCGAGAGCAACCAGCCCUGCGCCCCUGCCAGUCCCCACCCGGCACAGAGCGACCAGACCUGUGCUGCUGUCACACCCCUGGGCACCGGGAGCCUUUCCCCUCGCAGUAGCCGGCACCCCCCUGCCACCGGGACCCCCCCAGGAGAAAUGCUGCCUGCCACAACCGGCCAGCCUGCUCCUGCCCUCACAGCUUCUCCAGCACCUGGCCCAGGGCAGACGUGCUCCCCUGGCAGUGAGCAGCCUGCCCCUGCCAGUGCCCCCCUGGUUGCAGAGGGGGCUCCUCCUCAAGCCGAGAGCCCUCCUGGAGGCACCACACACUCCCCGGCCAUGGCAGCCCCCAUGGGAGAUCCUGUGCCUCCAAAAAGUGACCAGCCUCCUCCUGCUGUGGCUGCUGCUUCUCCGCCUCUGGCCACAGUGGUUGCCAGCCCCCGGCCCAGGCAAGAUGUACAGAAAGCCCAGGCGCGGCACCGGCAGGCAAAGGAGCGUCGCGAGGAGCGAGCCAAGUACCUGGCUGCCAAGCGGGUCCUGUGGCUGGAGAAGGAGGAGAAAGCCAAGGUGCUGCGGGAGAAGCAGAGGCCGGCGGCAGGGCUAGAGGAGCAGCGACUGAAGGCGGAGCAGCGCCGUGCGGUGCUGGAGGAGCGCCAGCGCCAGAAGCUGGAGAAGAACAAGGAGCGCUAUGAAGCCGCCAUCCAGCGCUCAGCCAAGAAGACCUGGGCUGAAAUCCGGCAGCAGCGGUGGUCAUGGGCCGGCGCGCUGCACCACGGCUCCCCUGCACACAAGGACGGUGCGAGCCGGUGCUCAGUGUCAGCCGUAAACCUCCCCAAACAUGUGGACUCUAUAAUCAACAAGCGGCUGUCCAAGUCCUCUGCCACCCUCUGGAACUCUCCCAGUAGAAACCGAAGCUUGCAGCUGAGUCCCUGGGAGAGCAGCAUCGUGGACCGGCUCAUGACGCCCACACUUUCCUUUCUGGCCCGCAGCCGCAGCGCCGUGACACUGGCUGGGAAUGGCAAGGAACAGGGAGUGCCCGUGUGCCCCCGCUCCACCUCUGCCAGCCCCCUCAGCCCCUGCAACAACCACCGCGUGCAGCACCGGUGCUGGGAGCGCCGGAAGGGGACAGCCGGCAGCCCUGAUGUAACGCCGCGCCGGAGAGCUGAGUCCUUGCCAAAGAGGAAGGAGAAGAAAGACAAGGAGCGGGAAAAUGCCAAGGAGCGCAGCGCCCUGUCCCGUGAGCGUGGCCUCAAGAAGCGCCAGUCCCUGCCCGGAGGCCAGCCCAAGCUCCUGACCGCAGCUGAGAGCAGUCCAAAGAACCGGCCCUCGUCACCCGCCACCCCCAAGGCCCGGCCGGCGUCCCCCAGCCCUGCGCUCGGCUCACCCCACAGGCCCCCGCUGCCCCGCAGCACCCACGCCUCUCCCAAGGUGCGGGCUAGGAUCAAGGAGGAGCGGAAGGAGCGAGGGAGGAAGGAGGAGGAGAAGGACACUGCCUCCCCAGCCCCGACUGAUGCCCCCAAGACUCCCAGGGCCACAGAGGAGCCCCCAGGUGCCGCAGCCCCCUCGGGUGCCCCCAGCCCGCCACCUGCCCCUGCUACACCGUCAGGCCGGCCCACAGCGGGCACCACAGACCGUGAGGAAGCUGCCCGCCUGCUGUCGGAGAAACGUCGGCAAGCCCGUGAGCAGCGGGAACGCGAGGAGCAGGAGCGUCGGGAGCAGGAGGAGCGGGAGCGGUGUGAAGCAGAGGAGCAGGCGCGCCGGGCGGCCGAAGAGCGGGCACGGCGGGCGGCAGAGGCACGCCGGCAGGAUGAGGAGCGCCGGCGGCAGGAUGAAGAGCGACAGCAGCAGGAGGAGCGCGAGGCACAGGAGAGGGCACAAGCCGAGCAGGAGGAGAUGCAGCGGCUCCAGAAGCAGAGGGAAGAAGCCGAGGCACGGGCCCGGGAGGAGGCCGAGAGACAGCGGCUGGAGCGGGAGAAGCACUUCCAGAGGGAGGAGCAGGAGCGGCUGGAGAGGAAGAAGCGGCUGGAAGAGAUCAUGAAGAGGACGCGCAAGUCUGACACGGCUGACACCAAGAAGACAGAAGACAAGAAAAUGGUGAAUGGGAAAGAAGCCAGGCAGGAGGGUGACACCGGCUCAGGCUGUGAGAAGCGGCUGGGGCUGCUGGCUAAGGAGGAAGAGCUGCCUGAGAAGGAGAUGCCAAGUACUGAGAGCCCAGAUGUGCGGCAGGGGACUGCCCCCGAGGGACUGCCGCCCAGCCCUCUCGCAAAGACCACAGCUGCCCCUGUAGCCCUGGUGAACGGCGUGCAGCCCAGCAAGCAUGAGAACGGGAUCCACGCCAAGGCGGCGGGGCCGGGUGUGGUGGAGCUGGCACACCACGGCAGCACUGGGGACCCCCUCAUCCCCUUCGGGGACGCUGAGCCCUUCCUCAAGAAGGCUGUCGUCUCACCCCCCCAGGUCACAGAAGUGCUGUGAGGGGCCGUGCCCUGCAGAGCGCCCGUGUCCGCGGCUCCCGGCGCGGCGCCCAAGUGCCAACACGCGGCCGCGGCAGAGCUGUAGCUGUUACCGGACGACGACCCGCGACGGCCCCUCGCGCCCGGGCAGCGGCAGGGUGCAGCCCCCUUCCCCAGGGCUGGGGCCUGCUCUCGUUCUUGGUUUUUGUUAUUUUAACGUGCACCUUAUCGGACUG